UGUCAAUUUUCCGCAGUUGUGUUUGAAAAUGAGUGAAAAAGCACCGGAAUCCUUUGUUUUCGUGGAAGAAAUGAAGUCUUCAUCGGACGAAAAUACGAUGAGUAAGCAGUAUACAUUUUCUGUGCCUUCUUUGCGGUGCAGCCCGGGUCAGAUGUCGACUGUCGACGAGGACAUUUGUUCUGAACCCACGCCAGUCGAUGUUACUCAGCCACAGGAACCAGAUGAUCAGUCAAAAUUAUCAAUGCUUCGUCGAUUGCCCAUGAAAAAGCUGGGUUUUCUGGCUCUGAAAGGAAUUUCCAGAGGAAAAGCAUUGCGGAAACGAGCGACUUUGCGAGUACCAGCUGCUGAUGCGAUUCAGCAGAGACCGAGAAGCCCGGUGCCAUUAAAAAUCCGUGAAAAUCAAAGAGAGCUCCGAAAACAGCAAAAGACGCGACAAGAAACAAAUGUCAAGCGGUGGUCAAAGUUGGUCCGAGCCUGCAACGCCACAAACUCUCCUACAGAUUCACCGGAAGCCUCAGAAAAACUGAGUUUACUAAAACGAGGAUUUUCUACAGACGGGUCACCGAGUUCGGAUUAUACUCUGGAGUCAUUCGACGAGCCCUUGAUUUGUGUUCAAGCACUCGAAGUGCCAUCCCAUUCGGCUUUGUCAAACGCCAAGAAAAAGUUGGAAACUUGUUCUCCCGAGUGGUUGAGGGACUUCUUGGAACACGGGGGCUUGAAAAAGCUGUUGUUGCUCAUCAACCGCCUGGGGGCGAGACACGCGGUGCCCAAGCACCGGGUUCACACGAGUUUGCACGUCGCAUUGCGACAAAUCCAGUGUGUGGGAUGUUUGCAGACCUUGGCCAAUUCUCGCGGGGGAUUGCGUUACAUCGCCAGCCGACCAGAACACGUGUCCUUGUUUGCAGAGAGUUUACAGAUGAAAACCACACUGGCCCGCAAGCAAAUAUUCGAGCUUUUUUCCGCCUUAUCGCUGUAUUCACAAGACGGACACCGGCUGGUUCUCAAAAUUCUUGAAGAAUAUCAGGGUAUUUUGAAGAAAGAACAUCGGAUGCAAGUAUUAGUGCAGGAAUUAAGCGGAGAGGGAACCCAGGAACUUGAUGAAGUUUCUCCAGCGUAUUUGGCAACUGUUCUGGGUCUGAUAAAUUGUCUGAUCCGAGGUUCACCUUCGAAUGUUCUUGGAAGUAGCCAGGCGUUGCGGGUAGAAUUCCAAGCUGUCGGUCUGGAAAAGGCUCUUGAUGCCUUGAAACGUUCGCCUGUUAGUGCCAGAAGCGAGGAACUUGACAUUCAGAUUAAUGCUUAUUACGAGCUCAAGGCCGAGGACGAGGCAGAAUUACGGGCCCUGGGCAUUCCUGUGAACGAAGACUGCAACAGCACUUUUAUUAAACUCACUCACAAGGGUAUUUUAAAGAAAGAACAUCGGAUGCAAGUAUUAGUGCAGGAAUUAAGCGGAGAGGGAACCCAGGAACUUGAUGAAGUUUCUCCAGCGUAUUUGGCAACUGUUCUGGGUCUGAUAAAUUGUCUGAUCCGAGGUUCACCUUCGAAUGUUCUUGGAAGUAGCCAGGCGUUGCGGGUAGAAUUCCAAGCUGUCGGUCUGGAAAAGGCUCUUGAUGCCUUGAAACGUUCGCCUGUUAGUGCCAGAAGCGAGGAACUUGACAUUCAGAUUAAUGCUUAUUACGAGCUCAAGGCCGAGGACGAGGCAGAAUUACGGGCCCUGGGCAUUCCUGUGAACGAAGACUGCAACAGCACUUUUAUUAAACUCACUCACAAGAGUUUAAGUCUCAAACUUGGCACCUCAUCUCUCAAAAACAAUGGUGUUGAACACAAUGCUUCCAAUGGUUCAAUGAGGAAUGGAAUCCCUCCACCUCCACCACCACUACCUUCCAUGACUGUGAUAGAUUUUGGUGCAACGAGAAGUGUGACACUGCCACCACCACCACCACCACCUCCUCCGCCUCUACCACCACUUUCUUUUGUGGCAGCUGGUCCACCUCCUCCUCCACCUCUUCCAGGUUUUGGAGCUGCUCCACCCCCACCUCCACUACCAGGUUCCGUGACAGGAAAUGGUCCUAUAAUGCCUCCUCCACCACCCCCUUUACCCGGCGGAGGUGCUUUCCGGGCACCACCACCACCACCACCCCCUUUCAUGGGCAUUGGUGCACCAUCUUCGUCAUCAAAACUUACACAAAUUAAUCCACCUAAGCCGCAACCGAAAUCUAAAUUGAAGACGUUGAAUUGGAUGAAAAUGGAUCAGCGAGAUAUCGAACUGUUGGAUUCGAAGAAAAGCCUGGCAGUCAACAUUUUUUUGAGGCAGUUCAAGGUUCCGCCGUCAAAAUUGCUAGAAGAGAUUUCAUCGUGUGACGUUGUUCACCUACAAACUGAGCAUUUCCAGAAAUUGGCAACCUUUUUGCCGGAUUCUGCUGAGAUCGAAAUGCUGAAAGCAUUUACGGGUCAGAAAGAGAUACUCGGAGUAGCUGAGAAUUUCCUGCUGUCGAUCAGUGAAAUGCCGUCGUUUCGACUGCGAAUUGACGCCCUGAAAACGAGAUGCAAGUUUGAGGAAGACUGGAGUAGACUGAAAUCCCAAUUGGAAACGGUCGAAAAAGCCUGCGAAGCAGUUCUUGAUGCCAAGAAACUCACACAAUUUCUGCUGCUGAUUCUCGAAACCGGUAACUACAUGAAUUCGGGAAGUUACGCUGGAAAUGCCGCUGGCUUUAAACUGAGCUCGCUGCCGAAAUUGACUGAAAUCAAGGCGAAUUCUGGAAGAAUAACGCUUCUGCAUUACAUUGUGUCCGAGGUCCAAAGACGGGACCCAGGAUUGCUGAGUUUUCCAAACGAUCUGGAAGUUCUUCACGAAGUUUUGAAAAUUCCACUGGAAACCUUGGAAUCCGAAGUUGAACAAGUGAUCAAAGAAAUUCGUGAUCUUCAAGGCGGAUUAGAGGAAUCUCCUGAGCUGAAGCCGAUAUUCCAC
Notodromas monacha is the source of this 2965-nucleotide messenger RNA. The record is from the annotation of a GenBank genome assembly. NCBI's taxonomy places the organism in Eukaryota, Metazoa, Arthropoda, Ostracoda, Podocopida, Cyprididae.